CAGUGGCAGGUUUGGAGCCUGCUUCCUGCCGGCGCUCUGUAAACAGAGCGACCUUCAGGUGUUCGCUGCUCGACCCGGACUCAGACUGUGGAGGUCCGACAUCAGAGGACAGGUGGAGGACACUCGACUGCUCCGAGCUCUGUUCAACACACAGGUUCCUCAGUUUGAGUUGUUUCCUCGUCCUGGUCCAAUCGGAGCGUUCCGUCCAGCAGAGAGACAGCUCGGUCUGCUCAGCUGUUUCCUCAAAGAGUCCUGGAUCCUCAGUUGGAAUGAGUACAGCAUCUACGUCCUUGACUGUCUUAAUGAGGUGAUAGUCGGAGCACUGGAGAGCAGUGGAGACAUCGUGUCAGUGUCAUGUUGUGACAACGAGAUUUUUAUCCUGAAAGGAGACAGAGACAUCAUCCGUCUGUCCAACAGUCCUGAGGGACUCGCCUCCAACUCGGUGGACAUGUCUGCCCGUCUGUCCUCACCUUUGGCCACGCCCACCAUCUUCCCAUCAACCGGAUCUGUGGAAACGGCUCAGCCAAUCAGAACCAUGGCCAUCAUCUUGGAGGGAGGGGGAAGGGAGGCGGGUAGCGGCGGGGAGAGGAGCGGCGAUGAGGAGGUAGAGGAGGCAGAGGAGCAGCUGGAGGUGACAGAGCAGCUCAGCCAGGUGCAGUCAGGUGCAUUCACCAGCAGCUCUCAGAGUCGCAGCAGCUCCGUCACUUCCUGGGACAGUCUCCAUGGAAACAGCCUGGUAGCCACUUCCUGCGAGCUGAGCUCCAGACGCUACAGCACCCCCCUGGGACAGGAGGACAUGCAGCAGGAGCUGGUGGUCAAAGCCAUCAGAGUGAAGAAGAGGAGGAGACGAAGACAAGACAGCAGCAGCGUCUCUGACUCCAUGUUUGUAGUCCAGGACGGCAGUUGCAGUGAUGGAGGCAGUGACAGGGCGUCCCUGGUGGACACUCAGAACCAGGACUCUCCAGAACCUUCCCAGGACCAAGACUCCCAGGAGGCUGGGGGGGGACACUCAGAGGGGGAGAUGGGCAGCGUCCUCCCUCCAGGCUCCUUGCUCCUCCAGGAGGACCAGCCAACCCCAGGACAGGCCUCUGGUCCCAGGACAGAGACGGACGUCGUCCCCCCGACCCCGGAUGUGGAUCUGCUGCUUGAGUGCACAUUCUCCUACAUGCACAACGCGGAGGAGGACGAGGGACAGGAGGACGAGUUCCUGAGCCCUUUGAUUGGACCAGAUGAAGACGAAGAGGAGAACGAGGACCUGGCGCCCCCUGCUGGUCUGGUUGACCAGAUGUUUUACUCCACUUUGUCCACUAUGGAUAGAAAACCUAGUGUGUCCAGUGAUGACGAGGGGGACAUCUACUGUCCCUCUCUGCCCCCAGCUGGCAGUGCUGGGGACGUCCUCAACUGUCCGUCCAAUCAGAUGGAGAGGACAACAGACAGACAAAUGGACCAGGACAUUCAGGACAGGGACACACACAAACCUGACCAGGUGGCAGAGAGCUGGAUGGGAUAUUCAGGACCAGGAUGUGGAAUUCUGAGCCUGCAGGUGACAGACAGGUAUGUCUGGUGUCUGGACUUCAAAGGAGGACUCUUCUGCAGCAGUCUGCCUGAAACUGGACUCAACUGGCAGCGUUUUGAAGAUAACAUCCACCAGGUGGCGUUGUCCCCGUCAGGUAACCUGCUGUGGAAGGUGGAGCAGAAGAGUAUGACGGCAUUUGCAUGUGCGAAAGUGUCCGUUAAAGGAAAACGUCACUGGUACAAAGCUGUGGAGCAGACCGCCUUCGUGGCUCUGAGUGACGACUCGGCCUGGAUCAUCAGGACCAACGGAGACCUCUACCUGCAGACAGGUCUGAGUGUGGACCGUCCGUGCGCUCGCUCCGUGAAGAUCGACUCCCCCUGCGUAUUCAGUCAGGUGUGCGUUAGCGCAGGUGUGGUCUGGGCGCUGAGCGAGCACAAAGCGUUAUUCUACCGAGAAGGAGUCAACAGCUACUGCAGCGAGGGCGACGGCUGGAAGUACGACACCGUCAGUGAGGCUCAGGGGCUGGAGCUGAUGUGCGUUUCUCUGGGACACGGGGGGACAGCCUGGGCGCUGGACGCCAGCGGCAGUCUCUGGUUCAGGACUGGCAUCAGUUGGUCCCGCCCACAGGGAGAGGACGACCACUGGUGGCAGAUCAGUAUUUCGGACUACGUGGUCUUUGAUCAGGGCAGUCUGUUCCAGACUCUGAUCCAGGCCACCCAGAGUGUUGCCACAGUAACCAGGGCGCCAGUGGAGCGGGUGGUGGCCUUCCUGUCCCAGUACUCCCAGUGCCAGCCCAGUCUGGUCAGUGCCAACAGCACCGGAGUCUGGGUCGCCUCAGGCCGCAACCAGCUGCACCUGGCCCGCGGCAGUCUUGUGGGAACUUUCUGGCAGAAUGUUGUUCCAAGAGGAACAGUCUCAGCCACCAGGUGGACCUUCAUCACGUCUUCACCUGUGCCCCACAGAGAAGGUACAUUCCUAUGGUUGGCUCAGAGCAGGAAGGAUCUGUUCUGUGUUUGGGACCAGGAUGGAGAGCUCCGCCCCUCAUCUGUCCCUCUACCACCUGAGAUGGAGCUGAUUCACCUGUCCGCCUGUCGUGAUGCUCUGUGGGGUUUGGACACUCAUGGACGAGUUAGUAUUCGUACACUGUCUCCGUCCUGUCCCUCUGGACUUCACUGGACCCCUCUGGACCUCAGCCAGCUUGGUACGUACCUUACCACGCG
This is a messenger RNA of Plectropomus leopardus (leopard coralgrouper), 2736 nucleotides long. The record is from RefSeq and is a predicted model, not a curated record. NCBI's taxonomy places the organism in Eukaryota, Metazoa, Chordata, Actinopteri, Perciformes, Serranidae.